Molecule: messenger RNA, 395 nt
Organism: Thermothielavioides terrestris NRRL 8126
Lineage: Eukaryota; Fungi; Ascomycota; Sordariomycetes; Sordariales; Chaetomiaceae
Product: glycoside hydrolase family 39 protein
Exons: 1
Coding region: 62-361 (99 amino acids)
Source: RefSeq, a predicted model, not a curated record
GGGAGAUCUAUCAGGUAGACAGGGCAGGCUCUCGAGCUUCUUAUUCCAAGGAAUAAUCAAGAUGUACACACAGCCGGUGAUCCUCGGCGCUACGCUGCUCGCGGCGCACAUUGUGGCCUCGAAUCCGCUUCUGCCCAGGCAGACAUCAUCCAACACGGCGACUGUGCAGCUGGGCACCCUCCGCGGCGCCCCGAAGCACUUGGCUUCUGGCUUCAUCUACGGCCUACCCGACAGCCCCAUGGGCCAGAAGCCGGACCAGAUCCCCGACCACUUCUACUCGGACAUUGGCUUCAACUACGGGCGCGCCGGAGGCGCUCAGAUAGGUAUGAUUCAAAUGGGGAAUGGAAACCAUGGCCCGUAAUCACCCCCGGCUCCGGCCGCUGACCAAGGGACUA